Messenger RNA from Corylus avellana, 2328 nucleotides. The record is from RefSeq and is a predicted model, not a curated record. NCBI's taxonomy places the organism in Eukaryota, Viridiplantae, Streptophyta, Magnoliopsida, Fagales, Betulaceae.
UCUCCAUGAAUUAUAGUGCAAGUGGUCUGAGCGGCUCUGAUGGUCCUGAUGGGAAGCCCUCUGGAACCUUCUCUACAGAUCCAGAAACUCGAGAUUUUAUGAUGAGCCGCUUCUUACCCGCAGCCAAGGCAAUGGCUUUAGAGCCACAUCGAUAUGCUUCAAGGAAGCAAGAUAUGCCACCUGAGCAACCUAAACAAGUUAAAAGAGUGGUUAGUGAAGAUAGGAGGCCCUUAGUAAAUCAAAACAAGCUUGACAUUAUACCACUGUAUGGCCAAAAUAAAGACGAAGAAGAAAGUGAAGAUGAAGAGGAUGACCAUGACAAUUCUGGCAAUAAUUCAGCUAAAGGUUGUGGGUUAUUCCCAUCAUUACGCCUUAAGAAUUCUUUGUGCCUCUUAAGUCCAGUGCCAGGGAUUGGAGUUAGGACACAGGGUUCUGCGUCUUCGACCCGUGACACUUUAAGACCAGGAAAAACCGCUUAUAGUCGAUCUCACACUCAAACUACCCGAAAGCAUGCUUGGGGUGCUGUUCAUGAUUCUAAACCGGACUACGGAGUUCGAUCAGCUGAACUGCAAAAGGUUGAGAAAAAGCAGACUGGUGAAUCGAGUCGGUUUACUCGUUCUGGAGAACUGCACAAGGUUGAUAAGAAGCAGACCGGUGAAUCCAGUCGGUUUACUCGUUCCGGAGAACUGCAGAAGGUUGAUAAAAAGCAGACUGGUGAAUCCAGUCGGUUUACUCGUUCUGGAGAACUGCAAACAACAGGUAGAUUUUCUCCCUACAGGGGUUCAGGGGGUGCUGGAGUAUCUCCCUACAGGAAUAAAGCAUCCCAGUCUCCCUUUCGUGGAGCCAGGUUUCUUGGUGUUCCCAAAGAAGUUGAGAAUAUCAAAACCAACAAGUUCAAUCUGUAUGUUGAAGGCACCAACAAAAAUAAACAAGGGUCAGGCUCAAUGAGCCCUGCAGUUGAGAAGACAUUGUAUGUAGAUACUGUAAAUACUGCAGAAAUAUCAUUAUCAAAUUCAAGAUCCUUGGAAACCAAGGGAUGGAUUUACUCUUCUGGUGAGGACUUAGAGACCUCAUUAGAGGGAAAAAUGUUUGAAGAAACUACCAAUGCUGAAUCUGUUUUCCAAGAUAUAAAAUGCCUAAAUAUUUCAACGGAAGGGGACGUAUUAGAAUCCUUUGUGUCCGUUGAUGCUGAUUUAUCUUCUAUGUCCGAGAUAUCACAUCUGAAAGGCCAAGAUGUCAUGAUGGAUGGCUCUGGACAGGAUCAAGGACUUGAUAAAAGAUCUAGGUCCUUGGAAUGCUCAAAACCAAUUACUGAAGGAAAUCUAAAUAUCGACAGUGAUCAGAUCCAUAAAGCUGAUGAUCCAGGAAAUGCUGAUUCUAGUUCUGUAAACUCCAAUCUUCCCCCUGCUUUACCAAAGUCUCCUUCUGAGUCUUGGCUUUGGCGUACACUGCCUUCCAUUUCCUCGCGAAACCUGUUUUCUCAUUCGAAUCUUGGCACUCAUAAGCAUCUUAAGAAGCAUGAUUCUAAGACAUCCUCCACUAAUACCAAGUGGGAAACAAUUGUAAAAACUUCUCAUUUGCGUCACGAUCAUGUUCGUUAUUCUGAGGAAUUAAUUACUCAUGUUUCUCAGCAAUCCAAAACUUAGGCUCAGAGGUGCUUAAAAAGCCCAUAGGCUCAUUGGCUUGUUUGGGAAGUUACAUUUUGAAAUAGUUAAGAUAGUAUAUAUCUUCCAUCCCAUCAUUUCACCUGGAGGUUUUCCUACACCAUUGCUUCUCCUGGUAUGUUUGGUAAGAGGAGUUUGGCUUGCUCAAUUCUUGUAAUUCUUGUGUAAGUUUUUUUCACCAGUUUUUUUUUUAUUUGGUGAAUAGUCAAACCAGGUCAUAAAUAUAAUUACUUGUAAUGCCCCCAUAACCUUUUCUACCGUCUUCAUUUUUCUGUGGUGUUGUAUUUUAUAGGAGUUGGUGGACUUUUUGUUUGGCUAAUAAAUGGAGAUAUGGCUUCCUUGGUUACUUGAUAACUUGGAUACUCUGUCAUUGCAGAAUUUCACAUCAUCUCUGGAGAUAUGAGAUAGUUUCCAUGGUUACUUGGAUACUCUGUCAUAGCAGAAUUUCACAUCAUCUCUGGGUUCCAUGUGUUUUUAGAUUUUUAAACAGAUUCUAAAUGCUUAAAUGGCUAGUCGAGUAGUUCAACUGCUAAUCAUUAGCCACUUUUCUUUGUACUUUUCCUUUAUUAUGGUUACUCAAGAGUUACUGCUCUUCUUAACCGUCUCUCAUUCUUAUUGUCUUUGCCCUUCAGCAAUGAAUUUAACUUGGUUUGUUCAUCUUUCA